AUGGAAAAAGUAAAUAAUCAAGAUGCUAGUCUUCAAGAAGAGCCCCCAAAACCACGCCAGCAAACAGAUAUUAGAGGUGCAGUUAGUCUUGUAUCCUCUCGAGGUUUUGAGCAAAAAGGAAUUUUCAUAAUUUCGGUAUUUUUAUUUGCCUUCUUUAGUGUUUUACUUGCUCAAUCUAUCUUAACAAAGUCAACUGUAUUUGUUCAAAUCGCUUUUAUUCAGUUAUUGCAUUUCGCUCUUUAUGCAAUUAUAUUAUUAACAGAUUAUUAUACAACUUUACCGCCAGAUGAAUGCCAUACAUAUGGAUAUGCUAGAUCCAUGAUUGUUUGCUGCUUUUCAGUUUCAUUAACAGUUAUUUUAUUUGCAUGCUCACUUUUGUUAGAUUCCCUCAAAGAAUUCUUAUCAUCCGUUGCUCCAGAUGCAUCUCUUUCAGUCGAACAUCCAUCUUUCUCACCAGUUAUGCCAAAUAUUUUCGCACUUAUUGCUUACGGAAUUUCAGCAUUAUUACUUAGCCAAUACAGAUCUAAUCCUUCGCAGAGCAAAUACCCACAUUUCCAUGCUGCAUUUUUAGUAGCAAUUUCCGGAAUUUUACAUUCUUUAUCCAAGUUAGUUACGGCAUUCUUACCUUUCCCAUCUGUUCCAGAACAUGUGUCUGAGCAGGCCAUUCCGUUACUCAACGGUCUUAUUGCAUUAUUUAUUAUAGAUCGAGCUCGCGAAUUAUUAGUUCCAAGUUUCUUCGUUUUAAUGCAAGCAACACCAGAAAAACUCUUAGAAAUUACAGAUUACAGCAUCAGCGAAACAUUUAUCGAUAAAAUGGUUAGAGAAGUCUCUCAUUUCGAAGGAGUUUUGGAUUGUAAGGCUCCUCACUUCUGGGGAUUAACAUUUACAGACUAUGUUGGGUCACUUCACAUUAGAGCUAAGAAUGAUGCAAAUGAACAACACAUUAUUCAACAAGCUCAUGCUAAAUUCGACCCAAUAGUUGGACAUUUCACUGCCCAAGUUGAUAAGGACCACUGGGAUACUACUGUUCGUGAUAAUUAA
Molecule: messenger RNA, 1041 nt
Organism: Trichomonas vaginalis G3
Lineage: Eukaryota; Parabasalia; Trichomonadida; Trichomonadidae
Product: regulation of sequestering of zinc ion
Exons: 1
Coding region: 1-1041 (346 amino acids)
Biological process (GO): monoatomic cation transport; transmembrane transport
Cellular component (GO): membrane
Molecular function (GO): monoatomic cation transmembrane transporter activity
Source: RefSeq, a predicted model, not a curated record